Messenger RNA from Solenopsis invicta (red fire ant), 5211 nucleotides. RefSeq lists its product as uncharacterized. The transcript has a single exon. Bases 1 to 5211 code for a protein of 1736 amino acids. Gene Ontology annotation, biological process: DNA integration; proteolysis. Lineage: Eukaryota; Metazoa; Arthropoda; Insecta; Hymenoptera; Formicidae. Gene Ontology annotation, molecular function: aspartic-type endopeptidase activity; nucleic acid binding. The record is from RefSeq and is a predicted model, not a curated record.
AUGACCGAUCAAUUACUGGCCACGCAGCAGAUGCAGCUACACUCAGUGGCUCGAGCGCUCUCGAACUUCAAAAAGGUUGGCAAGAACAACUACACGCCAGCGCUGAUUCGAGCUCGAUUAACUGGAUUGAAGGAAGUCUGGUCACAGUGCGCGGCCACCCACGCUGCGCUACUACAUGCAGUUCCAACCGCCAAACGGACGGGCCUCAGCUACUUCGACAACACGGAGUUCGACGAUCACGAGGAGAUAUUCCAGAGGGCAGCGGACUACAUGACGGAAUGCCUCGAGGAGCUGGAGCCCCCUCUCAACUCAACACCAUUGGUAAGUCCUCCGGCGUACGGUAAUCCGUCUGCGUUACUUUCCUUGUCGCAUUUACCGCCUAUCAAUAUACCGCCGUUCUCGGGAAGCCAUGAGGAUUGGGAGAGCUUUCGCGAUCGAUUCACGUCGCUCAUAAUUAAAAACCCGGAGUUAACUCCAUUUUCACGCAUGCAUUACUUAGCGUCUAGUCUCUCCGGGCGCGCUCUCGAGUCGAUACGAACGGUUCCAGUCACCGCGGAUAAUUUUGAAGUGGCUUGGCGAUUGCUAGUCUCGCGGUACGAUAAUAAACGGCGAUUGGUCGGCGUGCAUGUCUCCGCGCUGUGUAACUUGCCGAGCGUCACGCGCGAAUCAGCUAUCGAACUUCGCGAGCUGCAGGAUAAAGCCAAUCGAGCUAUUGCAUCGCUUCGGAAUCUCCACCGUUCAUCGGACGAAAUGUUGAGCGACGUCUUAGUGCAUCUCGUCACUCAGCGGCUUGAUCACGCUACGCACAAAGCGUGGCGAUUGAAAGGAGGCGAUGAGUCUGCGAUUCCGAGGUACGACGACUUAGAUCGAUUUCUCUCCGCGCGCGUGCGAGCCUUGGAAGAACUCACGCCUCAUAACUCCGCCAGGCCCGCACGGUCUUCGAAAUCCGCGUCUAUAAACGCCGCCACCACGUCUCAAGUUUCGUGUCCGAUCUGUAAAGCGUCUCAUUACCUGACUAAAUGUCCGCAAUUUGUUAAGAAGAGCCCGAGUCAACGCAUGGAGUUUAUUAAGCAGCACCACAGGUGCAUUAAUUGCCUCAGUGCGAAACACGCUCUGUCUUCAUGUCCAAGUCAAUACACUUGUCGUCAAUGCCAGAAACGGCAUCAUUCAUUGCUCCAUGUUGACUCGGUCUCAUGCGCUGCCACAACGGCAACAUCGACUGAACCGAACACGCAAGCGGAAACGGGGGAUGGUUGCGAGGCGGUCGCGUUGGUUGCCUCAAACAAAUCAUUGCCUCGAGCUCCGGUGCUUUUGGCGACAGCACGAGUCACAGUUCGUUCACCAGCGGGCCGCGAUGCAAACGUCCGAGCGUUGCUCGACACGGGAUCUGAAAUCACCUUCAUUUCCGCCCGGCUCGCGCAAACUUUAAGACUGCGUCGCCUCCGCGAUCCAUUGUCGCUCUCAGGCAUCGGAGGCCUCGAGGCCGGCAACUGCAGGUUUGCCGCUCAUAUCAUAAUCUUGCCGCCACGUCAAACCGAGCCGCGUCUCGCGGUCACCGCGGCAAUCUUACCGUCUCUCGCUGAUUACUCGUCGAGGCUCGAUCGAGCUGGGUUCAACUGGGACCAUCUAGCGGAUCUCGAGUUGGCAGAUCCGCAUUUCACUAACUCUGAUCCCAUUGAGCUUCUCAUCGGCGCCGAUAUCUAUGGCGAGAUAUUUCUUGGCGAGAUACGGAAGGGAGCACGCGGGCAGCCCUAUGCGUUGAGGACAAUUUUUGGAUGGGCCUUAUCCGGCCCUACACAGGUGUCGAAUCCGGCCCGCCGAGCAAUUACUGUUCAACAUUGUUCGGACUCAACGUCGCUUGCGCUCGAUCGCGAAUUGAGAAGAUUUUGGGAGAUCGAGGAGGUUCCGCGACAGACUGUGCUCAGCUCGGAGGAGCAACGAUGCGAGAAUCACUUUGUUGCUACUCACGCGCGUUGUUCCGACGGCCGAUACACUGUGCGCCUCCCAUUCAAGAGUGGUCCUCCCAUCACUGUCGGUCGGUCUCGCGAUAUCGCUGAGCGAUGCUUAAAAAGUUUAUUUCGCCGUUUUAAAGUUAACGCCGCUCUCAAACAAGAAUAUUCAAAUUUCAUGCGGGAAUACGAAGCGCUAGGACACAUGCGAAAAGCAUUGCCCCUCUCAGAGUCUUCUCAGUGCGUGUAUAUCCCCCACCAUCCCGUCUUUCGCGACGGCAGUGCGACCACGCAUUUGCGCGUGGUAUUCAAUGCGUCGAGUCUCACGUCAAGCGGGAAAUCGCUCAAUGACCAUCUGCUUCCCGGACCGAAAUUGCAGACGGAUCUAGCGGCGGUUGUAAUGCGAUGGCGACAGUUUCGCUACGUGUACUCGGCCGACGUCGCCAAGAUGUAUAGGCAGAUCGUCGUUGAUUCGCGUGACGUCGAUUAUCAGCGCAUCUUAUGGGUGGACGGUGAGACGGAGCGCGUGCAGGAUUAUCAGCUCCUGACCGUGACGUAUGGCACAGCGUCAGCGCCGUUUUUAGCGCUGCGAGUGCUGCGCCAGUUGGUUUGCGACGAGGGACAUUCUUUCCCGUUAGCCGUCCCGGUUCUGACGGAUAACAUUUAUGUUGACGACGUCCUGUUCGGCGCCGACGAUGUCCCUCUCCUUCGACGAGUGCGCGACCAAGUAUGCUCGUUACUCCGCUGUGGCCAAUUCAAUUUGCGCAAGUGGUCCAGCAAUUCGUCGGCUCUUCUGAGCGACAUUGACGACCGCGAUCACGGCCUAGCCUGCAGCAAAGACCUGCAACCUGGCGAGAAGGUGAAGGUCCUCGGAAUCUGCUGGCAUCCCGCAGAGGACGUGUUUAAGUUCCGCGUGUCCUGUCCUCCCUCUGUCUCGAUCACGAAGAGAUCGAUUCUCUCAAAUGUCGCGCGGAUUUUCGAUCCGUUGGGGUGGAGUACUCCGGUCACAAUUACGGCAAAAUUAUUUCUUCAACGACUAUGGCAAUCGCGGCUCGAUUGGGAUGACCAGUUUCCCGCCGACCUUGCGAAGGAAUGGGAGGUUGUUCGAGCGUCGCUCCUGGCGCUCGACGGCCUUCAGCUGGAUCGAUGGGUUCGACGCGGAUCGGGGACGACGGCUUACGAGCUGCACGGAUUCGCGGACGCGUCCUCCCAGGCGUAUGCAGCCGUAGUUUAUCUGCGGCUCCUUUCGAACUCCGGCGAGAUCUCCUCGAUGCUCCUCGUCGGAAAGUCCAAGGUCGCUCCCGUAAAAACAUUGAGUGUUCCACGCUUGGAGCUCUCAGCGGCGGUGCUGCUCUCCAGAUUGAUGAACUUCGUGAUCGCGUCUCUUCAUGUUCCGGAGGUUCCGUGCUACUGCUGGACGGACUCUACGGUCGUCCUUGCGUGGAUUGCGCAGCAUCCGUCGAGGUGGCGAACGUUCGUUGCCAAUCGCGUCGCGAAAAUUCAGACCCGACUUCCCUCCGCUGUUUGGAGGCACGUGCCCACCACCGAUAACUCCGCCGACUGCGCGUCUCGCGGAAUUCCCGGACACCAGCUCGCAUCACAUCCCCUUUGGUGGCAUGGUCCGGCGUGGCUUAGGCUUCCGAGCUCCGAGUGGCCCAUUGUCGGUCCUCCCCCUGAGACCUCAAUGGAGCAUAAUCUGAGGACGUGUGCUCUCGUCGCUAUGCCGGACGAUAAUGGAGUGUGGGACCUCGCCGCGCGCUACUCGUCUUGGUCAAGGUUAAUGCGCAUUACCGCAUACGUCAUGCGAUUUAUCUCGCGUGCUCGCGGACAUGGGGCUGUACCGGCCGAGAACGUUGAGACUCCUUCGUCCCUGACAGUCCGCGAACUUCGACGUGCGACGAACUUUUGGGUGACAACCAUUCAAUCGGCGCUAUUCGCGAGCGAACUGGCCGCGCUUCAAAAGGGGGACGCACUUCCGGUGAAAAGUGUACUUCUGCCUCUCGCUCCGUACUUGGACGAAGACGGAAUAAUUCGCGUUGGCGGGCGGUUGUCGCGGGCGUCCAUCCCGACCCGCUCUAAGCACCCGAUCGUCCUCGUUUCUCAUCCCCUCGUCCGACUUCUCAUACGGGAUAUCCAUCUGAGAUAUCUCCACGCAGGCACGCAGCUUACGUUGGCUACCUUACGGCGAAAUUUCUGGGUAAUCCGAGCUCGCAGUGCAGUCAGAGCGGUCAUCCAUCAGUGUGUGGCGUGCACUCGCGAGCGAGCUGCCGUCCCGACACAGCAAAUGGGGACCCUCCCUCAAGUAAGAGUCUCUCCUCCCGCGCGUGCAUUUCUUCACAGCGGAGUGGAUUACGCCGGUCCGAUAUUUAUCAAAGCAAGGUCUGGCCGCGGAGUAACUUCCCGAAAAGCAUAUAUCGCCAUAUUCGUGUGUCUAGCAACGCGCGCGAUACAUCUAGAGUUGGUCGAGGGAUAUGCCACUCCGGCAUUUUUGGGAGCUUACUCGCGAUUUGUGGCUCGAAGGGGUCUCCCGACGUCGAUGUAUUCCGACAACGGGACCACCUUCGUCGGGGCUGAUCGCGAACUGACCGCCGCGUUUCGGGCGGCACUUCGCGAUCCCACCUUCUUGAACAGGACGGCCUCGGACAAUGUCGGGUGGCAUUUUCUGCCUCCUUCUGCCCCUCACUUCGGCGGCUUAUGGGAGGCUGGUGUGAGAAGCGUAAAAUACCAUAUUCGCCGAGUGGUGGGAGCGCAUACGCUGACAUUUGAGGAGUUUUGCACGCUCCUUUGCAAUGUCGAGGCAUGCCUCAAUUCCAGACCGAUAGCGCCGCUCUUCGAUUCGCUUGACUCCUUUGAUCCGCUGACUCCAGGGCACUUUCUUAUUGGAGCUGCGCUCAACGCGAGUCCGGAACCGUCCCUGCUGCAGGUAAAAGAGAAUCGCCUAUCUCGGUGGCAGCUGGUUCGGCAGCUCACUGAGCGCAUUUGGAAGUUGUGGCAGAGCGACUAUAUUAACACGCUGCAGCAGCGGGGAAAAUGGCGACGUAAGCAGCCGAACCUUCAAGUGGGGCAGCUGGUUUUGCUUCGCAACCCACAGCUCCCACCUUGCAAGUGGGAGCUCGGCCGCGUUGUGCGGUGUCACCCGGGUCUCGACGAAUUGGUUCGCGUUGUGACGGUCAAAACGGCGUCGUCCGAGUACAAGCGUCCGAUCGGCAAAUUAUGCGUCUUGCCGAUCGACAUUGAGCGUGCGGCGAGCGCUGAACAGUAG